Glossina fuscipes is the source of this 3560-nucleotide messenger RNA. RefSeq lists its product as uncharacterized. The coding region runs from base 810 to 2768 and encodes 652 amino acids. The transcript is spliced from 5 exons. NCBI's taxonomy places the organism in Eukaryota, Metazoa, Arthropoda, Insecta, Diptera, Glossinidae. Gene Ontology annotation, molecular function: monocarboxylic acid transmembrane transporter activity. The record is from RefSeq and is a predicted model, not a curated record. Gene Ontology annotation, biological process: monocarboxylic acid transport; transmembrane transport.
UUAUCAGUUGAGCUUCUUAGUUUUCAACUAAAUACAACACAACGGUCUGACCGUUUUUAUCGUUUGUUGUAACACAACAGUGACAACAAGUCCUCGGCGACCAUUUCCACUUAGCCUGACAACUAUUUCAAGUAAUUAUAAGCGAUAAACUCUGCUCACACGAUCUACCGUAACAUAUAUGACAAAAUGUACUAAAUAUAAAUAUGUAUAAAUUGUAUUGACAUGCUCUACGCUAUGCUACGCUAUGCCAUUGCUUUGCUACGCUAUGCAAUGCUAACACUGUGCUGUGCUAUGCUGUGCUAUGCUAUGCUGUGCUGUGCUGUGCUGUGCUGUGCUGUGCUGUAGUGUGAUGUGCUGAAUAUAUGGUACUAUAUACUAAAUAUUACAUACUAUAUAUACUAACGCCACACAGAGGAGUCGUAAACUUGUUUAGGAAGAUCUUCCUUUCUCUCUUCAUGUACUUUUCCGUGUGUUGUACGCCCGCGUUGUUGUGCAUUUAAUUUAUGCCUGAAUAAUCAUACAAGGCAUAAAGGCAGGCGGAUAUGGUCUGCCACAUACAUUGUCCAGUCACCCAACGGGUUUAUCAAAAAGAAAAAUAAAACAAAAAAUAAAAAAAAUAAAAAAUAAUUUCAAUAUUCAAUGUAAAAUGAUUAAUACAAAGUCUACUGCUGCAGAUGUUCACAAUUGCUGUUAAGCAAUUGUUGUGUUGUUAUUUUUGAUUCUUGUCAAAGUGGUGAUCGUUAGAUCUUUCGAAGAGGGAAGUCGUUGCAACUGCAUGCCGUAAGUUUAACAUAUAACGACGUACAAGAAUGAAGAAAAGCAAAAAGGAACAAGGAGAACAAAACAAGAACAACUUUGGAAGACAAUCAGAUAUAAUGGUUACAGAAAAAUUAACACUAACGGAGAAAAACAACGCUCACGCCACCGUUUACCGGGAAACAACAAAACCGAAGAAGCCAAAGCGUAGGGAUAAAAGCGAUCUAGGGCCAGAUUUUGUUGCUCCGGAUGGUGGCUGGGGUUGGGUGGUAUGUCUUGCCGCUGGUUUUAGUAACUUUUCAAUUUUUCCCGCCUUGCAGCAAUAUGGUUUUAUCUACAGAAAACGUAUGAAAUUAUUGGGCUUUGAUGCGAAGGAAACGACCACAAUCGUUAAUGUGGUUAUGGCGAUUUCGUCUUUGGCGGGCAUUGUUAAUGGGGCGAUGUUUAGAAGAUUUACAUUUCGCCAGGUGGCCCUUGUAGGCAGUAUGCUGUGUUUUGCCGGAAUCUUUCUUUCAGCCUUUUGCAUAACAUUUUUCCAGUAUGUGAUCUGCUUUUCCUGUAUCUAUGGUAUUGGUCUUGGUUUAAGUAUGGGUGCUACAUCCUUAGCGGUUAAUACAUAUUUUAAGAAUAGACGUAGACGAGCGACUGGCUUCUCUUGGACAAUAACUGGAUUAGGUGCGAUUAUAUUUCCACAUAUAUCAACAUAUCUAUUGAUGCUGUAUGGCGCCCAAGGCACUAUAUUAAUUUAUGCCGCUAUUGCAUUAAAUUCAGUACUUUGUGCUAUUACUCUACAGCCCGUUCUAUGGCAUGUAUCGAAGCCGGAAAAGCACAAAUUUUUAAAUGAAACGAACGGAAAUUUAACUGAGAAGAAUCAACAGGUUUAUGAAUGCAAGUUCUGUCAAAUACAAAAACGUGAAAAACGUGGCAUAUUUUCUUCUCAAUAUCUUUUCAAUGACGACGAUCCCGAUAGACCUGGGUAUGAAAUUACUGAACCAGGUACGCCGAUGUUGGCCAGAGCUAACGAUGGCUGGUAUGGCUCAAAAUUAUCAUUAACAACCGAGAAAUGUUCUCGUUAUCAGGCAUCGAAAAGUUUAAGGAAAACUUCAAGGACAGAGAGAUACGAAAAUGGUCAUAACGGGGGAAUGGAAGAAAGCAAUUCAUUAUAUAAACCUAAUUAUUUUAAUCGCGAGAGAGAAGACUUAGAACGUUAUAUAAGUAAAACUAGCGUUUACUCGAAACCCGAUAUGGACGAAUGCCGUUGCACUUGUGCCGAAGAGAAAAUUCUAUUGCAGAAGAUUUCUGAUGAUGAGAAAAAAUUAGAAGAACAGCGUCUUAUUGAUGCCUUGGAAGCCGAAGAAAUUGAAAAGAGUAAAAUGACCUUUCUGCAGAAAGUCGUAAAAUUUUUCGAUUUAGAUUUACUGAAAGAUUUCACAUUUGUCAAUCUAAGUAUGGGUAUCACAAUUAUGAUGUUUGGUGAAAUGAAUUUCUCCGUCUUGACGCCGUUUAUAUUGAAUAGCUUUGGCUAUGCCAAUGAACAGAUAUCGUUAGCCAUGUCGCUAUUGGGUGGCAUGGAUAUAUCGGUGCGAUUCUUAGCACCGUUCGCUUUAGAGAAAGUAAAAUUGGAUAAUCGAGUAUUAUUCGCCUUCGGUAUAAUUGCGAUAUCGAUUGGUCGUUUAAUUGUUACACUCACCAGUUCAUAUAAUGUCGUGGUAAUAGUGUUCAUAAUGAUUGGUUUUGGUAAAGGUUUUCGUACAUUAUUCUCGCCAUUAAUUCUGCCAAGCUAUGUACCUUUGCGUCGACUGCCGGCUGCCUCCGGCUUACAAUUGAUAUUCAAUUCAAUAUUUUCUUUUGUCUGUGGUCCCUUACUCGGUCUGGUCACUGACGCUUAUGGUUAUAAAAUAACGAUACAUUUUAUUAAUACCAUGACCUGUAUAGCUUUGUUAUUAUGGUUGGCCGAGUCAAUAGUGCGAAGGCUAUUAAAUAAGAAGAAACUGGCGGCAAACGAAGGAUAAGAAUGUUUCCUAUAUAAACAUAGAACGAUACUUAAAAUUUUAGCAAAAACAAAAACUUUACAAAUUUAUUUAAUAUUAGAUGUAGUUUUUGAGAGUAUUUAAAUAUAUGUUUAUUAGGGUGUCUGGUGGAUCUCAUUAGACCGUUAAUGCAACUAAGCUCUUAGGAGAUAUAUAGUUCUACUAAUUAGCCAUAUUCAACGUUCAGUAUGUAAAAUUUUUUUUUUAUAAAAUUCACUUUUAUAGCGAAUUCCGCUAAAGUUCAUUUUCGCCCAAACGUAAAAAAAACAUUGAGCAUGGCUGGUCUAGAGCGUAGUUGGCCAAAUGUUGUUUUCAUAUAAACAUAUAAUUCUUAUUUAUUUUAUUAGUGGGUUCUUAGUAUGAGAAACUCUUAAAUGAGUUUAUUUAUUUUUUUUUGAAAAAAUAAACAUUUGAAUUGAAUUCGUGUGAAAAGAACUGCAAAGCUAAUUAAGUUAUGCAUCUGGGGAAAAAGUGUUGAGAGAUUUUUUAAUUAUUUUUUAUUAAGCAUUUCAUUCAUUCAAAAUGAAUUUUAUUUAAAUAUGUUGUGCCAUUUUUCGGGAAACUGCAUAAUACCAUCUUAUUACUAUUUUAUGUAAUCUAAGAAAGUGUGUAACCAUUUUUAAAACAUGUACCGAUACCAGUACACGCAGCGCAAAUCAAUUGUAUAUAUAUAACACAAAAAACAUUUAUAUAAAAUUAUAAAAUUUAUUAACGUGUACCGAAAACAGCACACGUGACGUGUCGUGAAUAUAGGAUCUGCUCAUAAAUUGCUUA